UUUAUUAAUUGUACUGAUAAAAUAAAUAUUAUCUUUCAAAUUAUCAACUAAUCAUUUUGUGGCUAGUUGACUUAUUUUCAAUGAUUUUAACAUCACAUUGAUAAAGAGCCAGAAUUAUUUUACAUAAGAAUUUAUAAAAUAUUAAUCCUGUGCCCGUGAAACGGAACGUCAAAAUCAAGCAAAAGUAAACAAAAGCGUAAAAGUGACGUUAGUUUGAAAAUUAUUACAAACAACCGAAUAAAAAUGUAAAUAUUUCAUAACCCACUGUAAAACAACGUUGAUUGAUUCGUGCAGUUCUAAAUUUAAAAAAUGCGGUACUAUAAGUAUCUAAAAAAUAUAAAUAAAUUACGAAGUGAAAGUUAGGUUGAGCCAAUUCCACAGGAAAUGAAAUGUUACAAGGAAAUUUUUUUUAAGUGAAAUUACGUUAGAAUCAUGGGUACAACAUACAGAGAAUUGUUUAAAUUGUACGAUUUGAUACAAUGUGGCGAUAUAAGGUCAAUAGAUAGUUUUCUGAAUAACUGCCAGAUUAAUAUCAAUGAGGUUUUGCCAUGCAAAGGUAUUGGUGUGCUGCAUCUGGCAGUAGGAAUAGAACCAUUGGAAAAGUCCAGAAUAUGCACUGAGCUAAUUUUAAAGAGUGGUGGAGAUCCUAAUUUAUGUAAUGACGAUGGUGUGACCCCAGUUCACAUAGCAGCCAUAUGGGGUCGCGUUGAUAAUUUAAAGCUGCUUAUAGGCUGCGGCGGCGAUCCUUCCCGCCAUGACUUCGACGGGCAUUCAGCGUUUGACUACGCUGCUAGGGAACAGCAAUGGGCUGUAUACGAUUACCUCCACAAUGUUGUGGAUCAACUCGACGACUCGUUCGGAUCUCAGUGCGGUUAUACUUUAGAUUUAGAUAAAGUAUUAGUGACUACAGACCAAAUGGUCGCUGAAUACGAACCAGUAGAUAAAAAUAUUCUGUGUGAUAAAACUACACCAAGAAAAUCAGAUAUGGUGCGCGAUUGGUGUGAAAAAAGUAGCAGGGUGAUAAACAAACUUUAUCCCACCAUACUAGGUGAUACAUACUUAAUAGAAAAUGAAUCAGUACCAUGGAAAAGCAAUGAUUUUACCAAAAACAUUACAUGUGAUCUCAGUAAUGAUAAUGAUAAUAUAGAUAAAUCAGACCUUAAUGCAACAAACAAUACCUUUAAGACUUGUUUGUCGAAAUAUGUACCUUACGACGUAGAAAUUAGUGGUGUUCAACAUUUGAAUUUAACUACACAACAGCCAGAUUGUUCAUGCAGCGACAAUACCAGUACAGAAAUGAGGAAAAACAGAAUGAGUAUCUAUGAGAACUUUUCACUGCCCGGUUCCCCAAACAGUAUCACUCAUAAAAACUACAAGACAAAGACUAGCUUGAAGCAGUGCAAGAAAGACUGUCUCGCAUCCCUAUGUGCUGAUAUGAAACAUUUAACCUUUGAUAAUUCAUCUUUAAUGUCUGAAGAUGCUUCACAUGUUGAUUUGGACAAAGCUUUAAUCGUUGUUCAAAAUAAAACGAAUGAGUUUCUAUAUAAUAAUAUUACAAACGUUAAGAAUAUUAACGGUACAAACACUAGACGAUCUUCGGCCAGUAGCGGAGUGAGUAGCAACUGUUCCAGCGGUAGCAUCAUCAUAGCGAGCAUGCAUGAGGAAUAUAAAUAUGAAGACAAAGAGGAAGGUGUGGUGUUGAUAGAAAAAAGAUUACUGACGUCAUCUGUAGUGCUGCCUAUUGAGGAAGGUGCUGACUUUUCUAGUCCAGAUCAAACGAUACUGUCUGUAGCGUCGUCACUGCCAACAUCAGUGCAAUAUGAUAAUAAUAACCUCAGGUCGGAACUGAUCAAACUCGGUUUCCGUCCAGGACCAAUCCAGGAUUCGACCAGAACAUUAUACUUGAAGAAAUUGCAAGCGUUGAAGAAAAACCCUAUUGUUAUCAGCAGUCAAGGAAAAACUUACAGUAUAGAAUUAGAAAAAUCCCUCCGCACAGAUGAUUGGACUAAGAAUUUGGCACCCUACAUAGAGUUAGAGAAAAGAGUGAAAGCAGAUUUCGCCAACCCAUCCAAGAAAUGGCGCGAGGGCUCCGCUAAAACCUCGUUCACAUAUCUGCUACUCGACCCCCGUAUUACAGACGACCUACCUUCGAAAGCGGCCAAACAAUCCCAGCAUUUGUCGUGGAUCACGUUUGUCAAUUCAAUAUUCUAUGUUGGAAAAGGUAAGCGGUCAAGACCUUAUUCGCACCUAUACCAAGCCGUGACUCUUUGGAAACGUGACUUUACAUCUUCCAAAGACAAGAAAGUUCAAAAGAUAUUAGACAUUUGGUCGGACAAGGUCGGUGUGAUCUGUUUACAUAUCUUCCAAAAUGUGAUUCCGGCAGAGGCGUAUACUUACGAGGCCGCCAUGAUCGACGUGUUAGGUGUUGCCAAUUUGAAUAAUUUAAAAGUGGGUAAUUACUAUGGUGUUGCUGCUUCUUUGCCUCUGAAAGAGAGACGUAUGCUCGGUUUGUAUCUACUUUAUAAGGCUAUGCAAAUUUUUAUAAGCGAAGGAGAGAGGCAGUUACGGCCUGACGAUAUUGAUUGAUUAAUGAAUGAUUUUGAUUGAUUCAAUGUCGUUUGUUAUGAAUCGGUUGUGAUGUUAAUAUUUUCGAGCAAGAAAGAGAAAAAAUUCUACAUAUUAUUUUUUAUAUGUAGCAUUUCAUUUGGAGUUUGUUGUAAAUUGUUUUUCAUAAGUUUUCUUUUUCAUCACGUGCCAAUAAUUAAUUUAAUUUAUAAGGUUUUGUAAAGUAUUUUUGUAAUGUAUUCAUUUUAAGAUGUAUGUAUUUGGACAAAUUUAACUAUUUUUGUACUUAACUGACGCUGUGAUCUUAAAUUAACUUGACAUGACAAUAAUAACUAAAUUAAUGUACAGGUUAGUGUUUCAAAAACUUUUUUAUUCACUUCAUUUACAUUUUAAUUGAUCAUAAUAUCUCACGAUAAUUAUAUCACAGCACGCAUUUUAUUGCUUAUAUGAUUAUUAUAAAUUGCUUAUUGAAAUAUUAUAACCGGUAAAGAAAAUGUACGACUGUUUAAUUAAAAAGAACGCGUUUUCAUUUGAUUAUGCGAACUAAAUAUAACUAUACUCCAUGAUACACAGUAAUAAGCCAUACAACUAUAUAAACUACCAAAGCAUUGCUUGUAAAUAGACUGUAAUGGUAAUUUCAAGUAUUAAUAGGGUCUUCGACAUUUUUUCAAGGAUCUAGUCUGUCUAAA
Molecule: messenger RNA, 3254 nt
Organism: Diatraea saccharalis (sugarcane borer)
Lineage: Eukaryota; Metazoa; Arthropoda; Insecta; Lepidoptera; Crambidae
Source: the annotation of a GenBank genome assembly